CACAGCAUAGAAACUGGCUCGCACAACACGCGUUCCACCUGUUGUAGCUGGAGCUGCCACCAAGACCGAGAGUCCCGAGUUCUUGUGACACCUCUCCUCGACAUCACCAGCCAGAACUAGAAGUGGACAUGGCAUUCACCGGAGACGCCGAUGGUUUCGCCCUCGACUUCAUCCGUGAGCACCUCCUCGGCGCUGGUUGCGGCGGCGACCCCGACCCCGUGCAUUGCACUGUAGAUCUCGACGGCGACGACAUCACCUUCCCCGUUCUGCCUCCACCUCAACCAGAAUUCGAGCCCAUGCCGUUCUUGCCGCCGCCGCCGCCGCCGCCGCAGCACCAGCAUCAAGGGUACAUCGGCGUCGACCCGACCAACGAGUACAUGGGCGAGCCAGCGGCGGUGUUCCCGGAGCAGGAGCCAGCGCCACCGGUGAUAAUAACGUUCGGAAGCGAGCCCUCGUCCCCCGUCAAGCAGCCUCUGACCAUCGCCGUGCCCCCGAGGCCGUACUACGCUUCGGCGGCAGCAGCAACGGCGCCCACCGCCGCACAGCUGGUAGCAGCGGCGGCCGAGGCCGUGGAGGACUUCCGCAAGUACCGCGGCGUCCGGCAGCGCCCCUGGGGCAAGUACGCGGCGGAGAUCCGCGACCCGAAGCGGCGGGGCUCGCGCGUGUGGCUCGGCACGUACGACACGCCCGUCGAGGCCGCGCGCGCCUACGACCGUGCCGCCUUCCGCAUGCGCGGCGCCAAGGCCAUCCUCAACUUCCCCAACGAGGUCGGCACCCGCGGCGCCGACUUCUGGGCCCCGCCCGCUCCGGCGAAGAAGGCGGACACGGCCGCCGCGAACAAGAGGAAGCGGCAGCAGCUGGUGGAGGACGCCGACGGCGACGACGUCGAGGUGGUCGCGGUCGUGGUGAGCAAGGCAGCGAAGGUUGUUGAUGAGAUCCCUGCUUCGUCGCCGUCCCAGGACCAGACAUCGUGCACCUCUCGGUCGUCGUCCGUGUCGACGCGCGAGACCACAGCGACAGCCUCGUCGACGGUGACGUCCGCUGCGGAGGAGACGGGAUCAGGGGCUGUGGGGCUCCCGAUGACGCCCUCGAGCGGGAACUGGGAGCAAUACUGGGAGGCAUUGCUCGGCAGCCUGCCGCUGCUCUCGCCGCAGUCGCCCCUCCCGGCGUUGGGCUUUCCCCAGCUCACCGUCACUUGAUGAUUAUAACCCGUGUUUGGAUAGGCAAGGAUCUCGCCUAAUCCUUUUGGAUCGCCAAGGAAAGUCGGUUCAUUUCCGUUCCAAUCCAAGGGGAUCGGGCCUACCAUCAUCAUUCUCCUAAACAAGUCAAAAGGCGAACGAUCGAACAGUGUUACUGGUGUACGGCACGAACGAAGAAACAAUCUGAAGCAGCAGUACUAGUUCUUUGUUUUUUUAUAUUCACUCUUCUAAACUUUAAGUUUCAAAAAUAUUUCAGCUCAAAAUAAGGUAGACUAAAGUUUGAAGCUAAUGUUAUACCAGUUAUUUAUAAUUUUUCUUCUAAAAUUUAGAGAUUCAAAGUUUAAACUAAGGAAUCCAAAUAAUUAAACCCUAUAUGCAGUGACUGUGACAUACGGAUAGGUGCAUAGGUGCAGAUCCUUCGAUGCUUGUUAAGAAUAUAAUCAAAGGAUUUGGAAUUUCAAUAUAUAUGAUCCACAUUGUAACUUAA
Molecule: messenger RNA, 1686 nt
Organism: Zea mays
Lineage: Eukaryota; Viridiplantae; Streptophyta; Magnoliopsida; Poales; Poaceae
Product: ethylene-responsive transcription factor 6
Exons: 1
Coding region: 129-1199 (356 amino acids)
Biological process (GO): ethylene-activated signaling pathway; regulation of DNA-templated transcription
Molecular function (GO): DNA binding; DNA-binding transcription factor activity
Source: RefSeq, a predicted model, not a curated record